AAAAUACCCAACCGAACAAACAGCAUAAACCCCUUCUCCCCUUUUUGUUGUUCUUCUUCUUCCCCAAAAAGCGCGCACUCACAGAAACCAGGAAGGAAGACAGAGUUUUUGCAGUUAAAGGGAAAAAAUGGGUGGCAGAAAUAGGUCCCGAACUCAGAGGAAGCACUUCAAGCAGAACAGGGACAACGUAUGGAAACGCCCAAAACCUGAUUCUGAACAGAACCAGCAAGAUAACUACACUGCCACUGAGGAGAAUGGUAACCCGAAGCAAUCUUGGGAGCCUCUUGUCUUCCAAAAUCCCGCCUUUGAAGAGUAUUACAAGGAGCAAGGCAUUGUGGCACCUGAGGAAUGGGAUACUUUUAUCAACUGUUUGAGGAGUGCAUUGCCUGCUGCUUUCAGGAUUAACUCCAGUACCCCUUUCUAUAAGGAUAUUCGGAUGCAGCUGGAGAGUGAUUUUAUGAAAUCACUUCAGGCAGAGGGCUCUGAUGGAAAUGAGAGGGAGGCAAUCAGACCAUUGCCUUGGUAUCCCAAUAAUCUUGCUUGGCACUCAGAGUUUUCAAGAAAGCAGCUCCGAAAGAACCAAACUCUUGAGAGGUUCCAUGGGUUCUUAAAGCUGCAGAAUGAAAUUGGAAACAUUACAAGGCAAGAAGCAGUGAGCAUGGUUCCUCCGCUAUUUCUGGAUGUGCGCCCAGACCAUUUUGUUCUUGAUAUGUGUGCCGCUCCAGGGUCAAAAACAUUUCAGUUACUUGAGAUGAUUCAUCAGCUAACAGAAUCGUCAUCUUUACCAGCCGGAAUGGUGGUGGCCAAUGAUGUGGACAUCCAAAGAUGCAAUCUUCUUAUCCACCAGACAAAGAGAAUGUGCACCGCUAACUUGAUAGUCACAACUCAUGAAGCUCAACAUUUCCCAGGCUGUCAGAGCAGGAGUAUAAAUGCUUCUGAUGCAGGAAACGUGAAGAAACCUGAUAUCAGUCAACUUUUAUUUGAUCGUGUCUUGUGCGAUGUUCCUUGUAGCGGUGAUGGUACUCUACGCAAGGCCCCUGAUAUAUGGAGGAAAUGGAAUCCUGGUAUGGGCAACGGUCUCCAUGGUUUACAGAUCCAAAUUGCAAUGCGAGGUUUAGCUUUACUUAAGGUUGGUGGGAGGAUGGUUUAUUCCACAUGUUCAAUGAAUCCAAUUGAAAAUGAAGCUGUGGUUGCUGAGAUUUUGCGUAGAUGUAAAGGAGCAGUUGAACUUGUUGAUGUCUCAACUGAGCUUCCAAUGCUUGUUCGCAGGCCAGGGUUGAAAAAAUGGAAGGUUCGGGACAAAGGGUCAUGGUUUAGUUCUUACAAAGACGUCCCUGAGAAUCGCAGGGCUGCAUUUGUUCCUUGCAUGUUCCCUUCUGGGAGAACCUUUCAGGAAACUUCUGAGCAGGAUCACAGCGUUGACACUAGUCCUGAAAAUUAUGAAAAUGGGAUUCAGUCGGAGGAUGAUCAUGACGAGGAAGUUUCAACUCUGCCUUUGGACCGUUGCAUGAGGAUAGUGCCUCAUGAUCAGAACACUGGAGCCUUCUUUAUCGCUGUGCUUCAUAAGCAUUCUGCUUUGCCAGCUGUUGAAAGUAAAUCCACCAAGCGCACGCAACAGUCCAGCUCCAUGCAAGUCCAGAAGGAAACAGGGGUUGCAAUAGAGGAUAAAACUAUUGCUGACAUAGAUGUGGAUGCCGUCAUAGAUGAUCAGGUUUCUGGAGCUGACAUUUCAGUUCCUGCUGCACCUUCUGGCGGCAGUUUACAGGAUGGCGAUGCAGCUGAAGCUAGUUUAGAUUCUGACCCUAGUGUAGCAUCUGGAAAGAAUGCAGCCGAGGGUAUGAAUCCAUCUAACACAAAUAAAUCUACUCCUGAAACUGUUGGAGAAAAGAGGAAGCUACCAACUCAAGGCAGGUGGGUUGGGCUUGACCCUGUCCUCUUUUAUAAAGAGGAAACAGUUAUAUCGAGGAUAAAAGAAUUUUAUGGCAUUAAGGAUUCCUUUCCCUUCCUUGGUCAUCUGGUUACUAGAAACAGUGACACAAGUCAUGUGAAGAGAAUCUACUAUGUGUCUAAUGCAGUAAAAGAAGUCCUUGGACUAAAUUUUCUUGCUGGUCAGCAGCUAAAAAUAGCUUCUGUGGGGCUCAAGAUGUUUGAAAGGCAAACAUCAAAAGAAGGCACAUCCUCACCUUGUUCAUUCAGGAUAUCAUCAGAAGGGCUGCCCUUGAUUCUCCCUUACAUAACAAAACAGAUUCUAUAUGCAUCCCCUGUAGACUUCAACCAUCUUCUGCAGUAUAAAAGUAUAAAAUUUGCCGAUUUUACUGACGCUGAAUUCAGAAACAAGGCAUCAGAACUAUCUUUGGGCUGCUGCAUUGUGGUUUUGAACAAAGGUAAACUUUUAGCAUGCAUGAUGUUUCUGCAGAUAAUUUUUGAGUGCUUGUCAUAUUUUCUCCACUUGAUGCAGAAAAUCAGGCACCGCCAGAUCAUCACCAAGUGGAUUCAGAUGCAGUUGCCAUCGGCUGCUGGAGGGGUAAAAAUAGUGUAUCUGUUAUGGUAACUGCUAUUGACUGCCAGGAAAUGUUAGAAAGACUCUCAAUCAACUCAGCGAAAGAAAGCUCUCCUUUGCUGUCUGUUGAGGCAGUUGAUGAAGCAUUGGAGACUCUGACUAACUACACUGAAACUGAAGAAGCAACUCCAAUGGUGUAACACCUAGUCAGCUAUCAAUUUUGUUAGGAAUGUGAUACAAAUUUGUUGUAUGGUUAAGAUAUACUACAUUACUUUCCACCACCACCUGCAGUUUUUCUGUGUUAAACAGAGCAUUCUUAUACCCGUUGGUAUUGUGAUCAACAGAUAGAAUUCAUACAUCGGUAUAUCAAUUUUUGUUUUAAAAAAAUUAUUAUCUGAGCUUGUACCAAUUACCAUAUGCUAGACAUUCUCGUGGCCCUAGAGUUGAAAUUUAUUAAUUAAAUGUGUUCGUUUCCUUUU
Messenger RNA from Oldenlandia corymbosa var. corymbosa, 2979 nucleotides. The record is from the annotation of a GenBank genome assembly. Lineage: Eukaryota; Viridiplantae; Streptophyta; Magnoliopsida; Gentianales; Rubiaceae.